UGAUGUUUGUUGUAUCAUGAUGUCUGUAGUGUCAUGAUGUUUGUUGUAUCAUGAUGUCUUGUAGUGUCAUGAUUUUUGUAGUUUUCCCACCAAAUCUUUGCCACCUCAGUCAUCAUUAUGUAAGAUGGAAUGUUGGCUGACUCCUUUGGAAUGAAGACGUAGAUAUACUGGUACUGACUGUAUAUGUAACAUGUUCCUCAGGUGUGAUUGUGUUUGUUGUUCCAGGGAUAGUGGAAGAGUACCGUCCGCCCUUCUUUGACAUGGUGCCCUCUGACCCCAGCUUUGAGGAGAUGAAGAAGGUGGUGUGUGUGGACAAGCAAAGACCCUGUAUGCACAACAGGCUGCACUCCCACCCGAUCCUGUCUUCCAUUACCAAGAUAAUGAAGGAGUGUUGGUUCCAGAGCCCUCCAGCCCGCCUAACAGCUCUCCGUGUCAGGAAGACCCUCUCCAAGCUGGACCAGGACCAUGACUACCCCACAGAGAAACUCAAAAUGGAUCUGUAGGCCUCAACUCCAGAGCAGGACGGACGUCUAGACAAGCAGGAAGUCUAGACCUUAACAUAAGACUACAACCAGCACACCAACAUUAGGGCUGAUAGUCUUGUAUAGAGACUAUCUAUAUCCUUUGCUACUAUGUAAGACUCUCAGUGUCCCAUAUUUCUGGUGCCUCUUCCUAAAAGGCCCUCACCAACCGUCCGUAUACUGCCUGGAUCAUUUCAUCAGGAAUACGAUAGAAGAAUUUUAUGUAUUUGCUUUGGCAUAUUAAUUUGGCGAGAUCUGGAAUGAGACAAGCAUAAGCAUUGACAAAUAAGGACUUGGAUUUUAGAAGAGUUUACUGAAAGGACUUCCAUAGAACAUGGACAUUGUUUUCUCCUAGCGGCCCACAGGAUUGAGAGAUCAUCAGAGUUUGGUCCUUGUUAUAGCCUUAUCCUGUGAUGCUUUGGGGAUGGACGUGCUGCCUUUGGAUCAGUGAGGCCUUGUGAUGUAUGAUCAGAAUGAUCACUACAAGCGGCCGUUAAUGUCUUGCUAGUGCCUUAUUUGUUUUGAUGCACUAUACAUUUUGUAUAUCCUGGAAGCCUUUAGAGCUGACCAUAAACAGAACCCUGAUAAUGUGUUACUCGUGAUCAUAGUAUAAGCCCAGAGCUAAUGAAUUAGUUGUAUCUAGCAAUAGAAUAACGUAUCACCAGCAUUGGAUUUACUGUAAAAGCUGCUCAAAGUUAAAGUACCUAUGUAUAUUAUGAUAUUUAUGUAUUUCUAUUUGUCUUUUAUCUGAAAUUAUAUAUGCAAUACUUUCAGUGUAGAAAUACUAUCAUUAUCAUCACUACCAUUCAACAUUAAGGGAAUAAAAAACAUUACAUCGA
Molecule: messenger RNA, 1360 nt
Organism: Salvelinus namaycush (lake trout)
Lineage: Eukaryota; Metazoa; Chordata; Actinopteri; Salmoniformes; Salmonidae
Product: activin receptor type-1-like
Exons: 2
Coding region: 261-503 (80 amino acids)
Biological process (GO): BMP signaling pathway; transforming growth factor beta receptor signaling pathway; heart development
Cellular component (GO): BMP receptor complex; plasma membrane
Molecular function (GO): SMAD binding; transforming growth factor beta receptor activity, type I; ATP binding
Source: RefSeq, a predicted model, not a curated record